UUUAAGACGGGCCAGAUCAAUGGUGAUCUCCUCAUCUACCAUGUGCUGCUGACCCUGAAGCCCUACUACGCCAAGCCCUAUGAGAUCGUGGUGGACCUGACCCACGCUGGACCCAGCAACCGCUUCAAGACCGACUUCCUGUCCAAGUGGUUCGUGGUGUUCCCGGGCUUCGCCUACGAGAACGUGGCGGCCAUCUACAUCUACAACUGUAACACGUGGGUGAGGGAGUACACCAAGUACCACGAGAGGCUGCUGACUGGCCUGAAGGGGAGCAAGAAGCUGCUGUUCAUUGACUCCCCGGCGCGGCUAGCGGAGCACGUGGAGCCUGAUCAGCAGAAGCUACCUGCGGCCACGCUAGCCCUGGAGGAAGACCUCAAGGUGUUCCACAACGCCCUCAAACUGGCCCACAAGGACACCAAGGUCUCCAUCAAGGUCAGGAUAUGAGGAAGUCAGUAGAUUCAGAAUGAAAUAUGUUUCCUACAUAUUUUUUGGUCUUUGGGAAAUAAUUGAAAGUAAGUAAGGCACAGACAGGAAUGACAGGAAUGGCUGAGACAGAUUUAAUCUUUGUCCCAGGAGGUAUAUGUGGUCUGGAGUCAGGAGCGUCAACCGCUUCUCCAGACUCUGGCUUAUAAUUGACGUUUUUGAACAAUGUUACCAUUUUGUGUGUCAGGUAGUAUAGUAACUCCAUCUCUCCAACUCCAACGUCUCUGUGUUUCUGUACCCAGGUGGGCUCCACGGCGGUCCAGGUGACGUCAGCAGAGCGAACCCGGGUCCUGGGCCAGUCGGUCUUCCUCAACGACAUCUACUACGCCUCGGAGAUCGAGGAGAUCUGCCUGGUGGACGAGAACCAGUUCACCCUGACCAUCGCCAACCAGGGCACUCCGCUCACCUUCAUGCACCAGGAGUGUGAGGCCAUCGUCCACUCCAUCAUCCACAUCAGGACGCGCUGGGAGCUGUCCCAGCCUGACUCCAUCCCCCAGCACACCAAGAUCAGGCCCAAAGACGUGCCGGGCACCCUGCUCAACAUCGCCCUGCUCAACCUGGGUAGCUCUGACCCCAGCCUCAGGUCAGACACAGCUGAGGAAAAUAUGUUUAGAUUUUGGUGAGACUAUGAGAGUUGACAGUUAGUGUUCUUAGGGAUGUUUGAUAUACAUACAUCUAUUAUGCUUACUGAUUUACGUUUUUUCUCUCUAUCUCUGUCUGUCUGUCUGUCUGUCUGUCUGUCUGUCUGUCUGUGCUGUGCUGUGCGCAGGUCUGCAGCCUACAACCUGCUGUGUGCCUUAACCUGCACCUUCAACCUGAAGAUAGAAGGCCAGCUGCUGGAGACCUCAGGGCUGUGUAUCCCUGCCAACAACACGCUUUUCAUAGUGUCCAUCAGCAAGACGCUGGCUGCUAACGAACCACAUCUCACCCUGGAGUUCCUGGAGGAGUGUAUCUCUGGCUUCAGCAAAUCCAGUCAGUAUCCUUGUUCCUGCCCUCCACACACAAACAUGUGCACGUACACACACACACACACACACACACAGUGUAACAUCCUCUCUGAUGUGUGCAGGUAUUGAGCUAAAGCACCUGUGUCUGGAGUACAUGACCCCCUGGCUACUCAACCUAGUGAGGUUCUGUAAGCACAACGACGACGCCAAGCGCCAGCGGGUCACUGCCAUCCUGGAUAAGCUCAUCACCAUGACCAUCAACGAGAAGCAGAUGUACCCCUCUAUCCAGGCUAAGAUCUGGGGUAGUCUGGGACAGGUGGGGAUCUCUCUUUCUGCUCUCAGUGUGGGUGUUAGCCCAUGUCUCAACCAACCACUAUAUUGGAUGUUAUUGAGGCCAUACAGUAGUCCAUCCAUCAGCCCAGUCUGCUAUUGGCUUUAUUCUACUGCUGAUUUAUGAUCUGGGAAAUGGCUGAAGGAUUCAGUGGACUCACUGUUUAGGAUGUUAUAGACACCUUAUCAGAUAUUAUGAGAGUGUUAUCCCCUUAUGUAGGCAUUUCAAAUAACUCGGUCUUUGUCAGAGUCCCUGUACUUUUCAGCUCUCAACCAGUUAUCAUGCUAGCCACGUGAAAAUCAUGAAAAACUGUUAUCUUUGUGUAUUAGUGUAGAGCGGGAAGUUGUGGUCUGACUGAAAAAGAUGCUGGCAUUCUGAGAGACAAAAAAUACAUACGCUAGUUAGUAACUGUAAGUCGCUCUGGAUAAGAGCGUCUGCUAAAUGACUAAAAUGUUUAUUUAGUCUCUGAGCUGAGGUCCUGUUGUGUCCUUGUUCUGUAGAUAACAGACCUGCUGGACGUGGUGUUGGACAGCUUCAUCAAGACCAGCGCUACAGGAGGCCUGGGAUCCAUCAAAGCUGAGGUGAUGGCCGACACGGCUGUGGCUCUGGCCUCAGGGAACGUAAAGUUGGUGUCCAGCAAGGUGAGCGACACACACACACACACACACACACCUCAGGAAUGACCACUGCGGCUAUUCCCUUCACACUCUAAAGGUUGAUUCUGUGACUUGAGUCUAGACAAGAAUAUCUGCUGCAAGCAUCAAUACAGAUCCUCUACAGAUGAAUAAAUGAUUUCCGGAUGUCCCUUGUCCUAUCAAAUGCCAUGAAAAGCCUGUUCUGUACAUUCCUUAUACUUCUUUAUGGCAAGUUGUGAUCUUGUAAUGUCACUGAUUUAAUAGUAGCUAAUACAGUAUCCAAUGUUGUUACAGAUUACAUAAUAGAUUACAUUACAAAUUGUUUUAAUUUGUACUCCUACAGUAUGAAUGAAAGCCUGUUUUAAAUGUCUCACAAACUGCACACAUUUCAAAGUGCCUACCCUGGCACACAGACAUUGAACAACUCUUCCAGUUGUCAUAACCACAGUACCUCUCAACAACAGUGCUGUUUGUGUCACAACUAUUUAUGUCAUUUGGUGGUUUGCAUUAUUAAUCAUUUCCUUUUGACUGUUGAGCUGAUUUCUCAGAAAGAAAGAGGGCGUUGAAUGUAUUGCCCAAUGAAGUAGCCAUAACAAAAUGUUGAUCAUGUGAUCUAGUGCCAGGAAGAGUGUGGCCUCUGAAUACAAAGGCCAGUCUGUGUCGGGGUGACGUCUCUUUUCUCUUCUAUCUGUACUCAUAUGUCAAGGCAAAACACUAAACACAGGUUGAGAUAUUGUGAUUGCACAUUUGAUCAACACCAGACUGGGAUAUAGAGCAUCUCGCUACAUUCCCAGUUCUGCCUGUAACCUUUAACAACAGGAGAGAUAAGGGAUCUUCCCAGAGAUGCUAGGUGACAUGAGAGUCCUGAGUCCUCCUGUUCUUUCCCUUGGGUGGAAGGGAGAGAUAAUAGAUAGGAUGUAAAAUGUGGUAAAGUCAAAUGUUACGUACCCGACCUUUGAUGUAACCUUAACUCCGACCCAUGCCUGUCUGGCAGGUGAUCAUCCGCAUGUGUAAGAUCAUCGAUAAGACGUGUCUGUCUCCCACGCCCACCCUGGAGCAGCACCUGAUGUGGGAUGACAUAGCCAUCCUGGCCCGCUACAUGCUCAUGCUGUCCUUCAACAACUCUCUGGACGUGGCCACACACCUGCCCUACCUGUUUCAUGUGGUCACUCUGCUGGUGGCCACCGGUCCCCUGUCCCUACGGGCCUCCACACACGGCUUGGUCAUCAACAUAAUCCACUCCCUCUGUACCUGCUCCCAGCUCAACUUCAGUGGUGAGGAAGCCACACACACACACAGCACCCUGGCUGUAGACUGAGGACAGACAGACAGAGAUAGGGAGCAGUGAAAAUGAUUCAAAUGCAGAGGGUUGAUCAGUGUCAUGUCUUGAUUCAGUGUUUUGAAAGCAGUCGGAGAGCUAGAGAUUUGUUAUUGAUGUAUAGCCUUGUUGAGACUCAGUGAUAACUAUUCCCCUGUGUGUUUCUCUCUUCCAGAGGAGACCAAGCAGGUCCUGAGGCUGAGCCUGACAGAGUUCUCCCUGCCUAAGUUCUACCUGCUGUUCGGCAUCAGUAAGGUCAAGUCUGCUGCGGUCAUCGCCUUCCGCUCCAGCUACCGCGACCGCUCCUUCUCCCCUGGGUCAUACGAGAGGGAGACCUUCGCCCUCUCCUCCCUGGAGACUGUCACCGAGGCCCUGCUGGAGAUCAUGGAGGUCAGGAGAUGUCAGCACCCCACUGACAUAAUCACUCAUCAUUACAUCAUCACUAUAGCAUGACACUGCUGUCUGUACCGGUUUAGAUGUCCAGUGAACACUAACCAAAUUCAAUAUACUACUUGCCUUCACACAAAUCCAGUCUAGCAUUUAAAAGUUGUUUUUUUAAAAAUCUGUUUUUCAUAUGUGCUCAUAAUUGUGUUUCCCCUCGUCCACAAGGCCUGUAUGAGGGACAUCCCUGGCUGUAAGUGGCUGGACCAGUGGACAGAGUUGGCUCAGAGGUAUGGCAACCACACACAACCAUUUCCCCUCUUCUAACUAACACUGACUCAGUGGAGCCAACCACACUGUCUGCUCUAAAUCAAUUAUCUGAUGCUUAGCUUACACAUUUUCAAGGAUGUCAGAGCAAUGUAAAUAGGCUUCAGACCACUUGAUAGGCUUUUAUAGGACAUGCGUGUGAAUGGAUUGUAUUCAUCAUUCCCUCUUCUCUCCCUCCAUUUCUUCCUCUCUCUCCUUCUAUCCCCCUGUACCUCUCUCCUCUCCCUCUCUCCCUUUCCCCUCCCUCAGGUUUGCGUUCCAGUACAACCCGUCCCUGCAGCCUAGAGCCCUGGUGGUGUUUGGCUGCAUCAGUAAGAGGGUGACCCACGGCCAGAUCAAACAGAUCAUCAGGAUCCUCAGCAAGGCCAGCCCCCUGCUCAGCAUAGACCGGGUCUGUGUCCCAUCACUCCCAUCAUGCCCUAUUGCUCGCUACAUUAUAUUAUACACAGAAUUAGGACAACUCAUUGAAAGCACUUCCUGAAUGACUGUACUGUCUUGUCAAAUGUAUACAGUACCAGUCAAAAGUUUGGACACCUACUCAUUCAAGGGUUUUUCUUAAUUUUUACUAUUUUCUACAAUGUAGAAUAAUAGUGAAUACAUUAAAACUAUGAAAUAACACAUAUGGAAUCAUGUAGUAACCAAAAAAGUGUUAAACAAAUCAAAAUAUAUUUUAUAUUUGAGAUUCUUCAAAGUAGCCACCCUUUGCCUUGAUGACAUCUUUGCACACUCUUGGCAUUCUCUCAACCAGCUUCAUGAAGAACGCUUUUCCAACAGUCUUGAAGGAGUUCCCAGACCAGGCCGUCUGUGAGGUCACUGACCACCUUCCAGAGACACUUGAAACCCUACCUCUUUAAGGAAUACCUGGAAUAGUAUAAAGUAAUCCUUCUUCCCCCACCCCCCAUAAAAAAUUUAUUAAAAAAAGUGGUUGUCCCACUGGCUAUCAUAAGUUGAAUGCACCAAUUUGUAAGUCGCUCUGGAUAAGAGCUAAAUGAUGUAAAUGUAAUGCUGAGCACUUGUUGGCUGCUUUUCCUUCACUCUGCGGUCCAACUCAUCCCAAACCAUCUCAAUUGGCCUGAGGUCGGGUGAUUGUGGAGGCCAGGUCAUCUGAUGCAGCACUCCAUCACUCUCCUUCUUGGUCAAAUAGCCCUUACACAGCCUGGAGAUGUGUUUUGGGUCAUUGUCCUGUUGAAAAACAAAUGAUAGUCCCACUAAGCGCAAAUCAGAUGGGAUGGCGUAUCACUGCAGAAUGCUGUGGUAGCCUUGCUGGUUAAGUGUGCCUUGAAUUCUAAAUAAAUCACAGACAGUGCCACCAGCAAAGCACCCCCACACCAUCACACCUCCUUCAUGCUUCAUGGUGGGAACAAUACAUGCGGAGAUCAUCCGUUCACCUACCCUGCGUCUUACAAAGACACAGCGGUUGGAACCAAAAGUCUCACAUUUGGACUCAUCAGACCAAAUGACACAUUUCCACCGGUCUAAUGUCCAUUGUUCGUGUUUCUUGGCCCAAGCAAGUCUCUUCUUCUUAUUGGUGGCCUUUAGUAGUGGUUUCUUUGCAGCAAUUCGACCAUGAAGGCCUGAUUCACUCGGUCUCCUCUGAACAGUUGAUGUUGAGAUGUGUCUGUUACUUGAACUCUGUGAAGCAUUUAUUUGGGCUGCAAUCUAAGGUGCAGUUAACUCUAAUGAACUUAUCCUCUGCAGCAGAGGCAACUCUGGGUCUUCCUUUCCUGUGGCGGUCCUCAUGAGAGCCAGUUUCAUCAUAGCGCUUGAUGUUUUUUGCGACUGCACUUGAAAAACUUUAAAAGUUCUUGAAAUGUUUCCAGAUUGACUGACCUUCAUGGCUUAAAGUAAUGAUGGACUGUAGUUUCUCUUUGCUUAUUUGAGCUGUUCUUGCCAUAAAAUGGACUUGGUCUUUUACCAAAUAGGGCUAUCUUCUGUAUUCCACCCCUACCUUGUCACAACACAACUGAUUGGCUCAAACGCACUAAGAAGGAAAGAAAUUCCACAAAUUAACUUUUAACAAGGCACACCUGUUAAUUGAAAUGCAUUCCAGGUGACUACCUCAUGAAGCUGGUUGAGAGAAUGCCAAGACUGUGCAAAGCUGUCAAAUGCAAAGGGUGGCUACUUUGAAGAAUCUCAAAUAUAAAAUAUGUUUUGAUUAGUUUAACACUUUUUUGGUUACUACAUGAUUCCAUAUAUGUUAUUUCAUAGUUUUGAUGUCUUCACUAUUAUUCUACAAUGUAGAAAAUAGUACAAAUAAAGAAAAACCCUGGAAUGAGUAGGUGUGUCCAAACUUUUGACUGGUACUCUAUGUACUGUAUCUUUGCAGUGCAAAAAAAAAAAAGGGGCUGUUGUCAAAAUAGAUUAUAUCACUUCAAGUAACUGCAGUUGCAUCUUGUGUACUUUUUAUCUGCUAAGUGACAUAAGUCCACAUAGAUAUCACUACUCUUGUGGUAAUGUUGCACAUUUUCAAAUAGAUUCUGCUACAAGUAUUGGGAGUAGCUGUACAUUGUCUGAUCCUGUCUGUUGAAAGGUGCUGUGUUUAGUAUAGCCUGUGCUGCUCAGACUGAACUGACCUGUUGUCUUCUGUCUGUCCAUAGGGUCUGGAGAGCUGUCUAAAGGGACCUGAUAACUACAACAGCCAGGUGUUAAUAGAAGCCACAGUCAUUGCUCUCACCAAGCUACAGCCGCUCCUCAACAAGGUACACACACACACAGACACACAGAUGGCCACUCAAAGGUUAAUUUAAGAGAUGGAUGUGCUAAAUGUUCUGGUGAGCUAACUUCCUCUUGUGUGUGUGUGUGUGUGUGUGAGAACCACAUUCUAUUGAGUAUAACCCAAAUGUUUGAAGCAGUUUGACCGAGAGGAGGGAAGUUAUUUUGGCCCUGGCCUGUAUGUGGUGAAGAGGCUGCUGACCGACAGUAGAUCUUGGCAGUAAAUGGUCGUGUGAGACUCGCUUUGACUGCAAGUGUGUUUGUUGGCCCUCCACGGCCCGCCUAUGCACAAGGCCCUAUGUUUGUGUGUGUGUGUGUGUGUUGGACGGUAGUGGUGGUGAGAGUAAAUAACAGCCUGUGUUUUUUCUGCAGGACUCCCCCAUGCACAAGGCUCUGUUCUGGGUGGCCGUGGCUGUGCUCCAGCUGGACGAGGUCAACCUCUACUCUGCCGGCACCGCCCUGCUGGAGCAGAACCUCCACACACUGGACAGCCUCAGGGUCUUCAAUGACAAGGUACUAAAAACACAAACAUACACACGGUUCAAAAGGUUUGUCUUCCACAAACAUUCGGCUCACAUUUUCAGCCAGGUAUUUUUACAGUUUCACUUUGAUAUCAUUCUCUUUCCCUAACUUCAAUUGUAGAUGUGUUAAUUGUGUGUGUUCCUCCCCUCUCUCCCCGUCCAGAGUCCAGAGGAGGUGUUUAUGGAGAUCAGGAAGCCUCUGGAGUGGCACUGUAAACAGAUGGACCACUUCGUGGGCCUCAACUUCAACUCCAACUUCAACUUUGCACUAGUGGGUCACCUGUUGAAAGGUAAGUAUGUGGGGGUGUCUAAGCAUUGGGUCAGCCGGGGACUGCAUGGUUUAGCUCUUCGUCUCUAACAACCCACCUCUCUGUCUAGGGUACAGACACCCCUCCCCCAACACAGUGGCGCGGACCAUCCGGAUCCUCCACACACUGCUGGCCCUGGUGGGAAAACACCUCAACUGUGACAAGUUUGAGGUGAACACCCAGAGUGUGGCCUACCUGGCAGGUGAGUUAACGGAGAGAACCACAAUGAAGCCAUACUUUUAUUUUUCAGCCAUAGUAGGAUUGUACAUAUUGUCUUUAAACAAUUAUAUAUUAUAUACUAUAUAUUAUAGUUUCUGCAUAGAAAAUAAAAUGAUCUAGUAGUGAAGUAGCCUGUGAAAUGUCUGUGUGUGUAGCUCUCCUCACUGUCUCGGAGGAGGUCCGCAGCCGCUGCAGCCUCAAGCACAGGAAGUCCCUGCUCCUCUCAGACGUUACCAUGGAGAAUGUUCCCAUGGACACGUACUCUGUGCACCACAGCGACCCCAGCUGCCGGUGAGUGACUGUACAGGGCUGCCUGCUGAGUUGAUGUAGAGGCUGACAGCAUAGCUGCAGCACCAACUGACUAAGCAGAAUUUGUCUCUCGCUGUAUUGUACAAUGUCAAAGAGGAAUUUGAUGGCCAUAUGUGUUCACCUAUCAGAAUGUUUUGUUCCCUCUGUGUCAGAACUCUUAGGGAGAGUCAGCCGUGGACGUCCCCCAAGGUGUCGGAGCGCUACUUAGUGGUCCACUACCCCACAGGGGGGCAGAUCAGCCCGCGCACACGGAAGUCCAUGAGCCUGGACAUGGGCCAGCCUUCCCAAGCAAACACUAAGAAACUGCUGGGUAAGACACCUGUCAGUCAUUCUCCACUGCUAGACCCAGGCCUCUGACCAACAGAGGAGUUUUAACAUGUGACAACUGAUCAGAGGGAUUUAGACUAUACACAUUCAUACAGGAUGACUUGGAUAUCCAUAGAAUAUCCAUGCAGGUAUGUGCUAAUUUAGGUUUUGGGAAUUGACCUGUGUAUGUAUGCCCCAUUGUUUAACAUGACUCAUGUUUUUUUCUAUGCUGGCUCACCAGGCACUAGGAAGAGUUUUGAUCACUUGAUAUCAGACACUAAAGCACCAAAGAGGCCAGAGAUGGAGUCUGGAAUCACCACGCCUCCAAAGAUGAGGAGGGUGGCGGAGAACGAUUACGAGUGUCCAGGUCAGUGUCUGUCUCCUGUACACCACACAAUGUUUGUGGCUGUUGACACUGAUGUUAAAGGGGCAAUCCGUAGUUGAAACAAUAAUAACGCACACUCCCCGCCACUGUUUCGGUAAAAAGAUGAGGCAUGGGGCUGGAGAAAUGUAACCACUCUCAAAUUCAUAGACAGAGCUACGGAUUCAAGAACUGACCAUCCCAUGAUAUCAAAAUUAUAGUUUUAACCAUGUUUUGAGGCUAAGAAGUGUUCGUUUACAUUUACUUUGAAGUAAAACACGCUUGUAUCUUGGGUUCUGAUAGAGUACAACAAUUGAACUAAGCUCAUGAGGCAUUUUAUAAGUUAUAUUCUUCAAGAAUCAUUGGGUACAUAAUAAUAAUUUAAUAAUAAUUAAUAAUUAAGUCCAAAAAUUGAUGUGGAAACAGCACAAUCUUUGAAACUGACACGUCUCUAUCUCUCUCUUUCUUUCUCACUCUCUCACACACCCUCUCUCUCUCUCCGUCUCUGUCUCACUAUCUCCUCCCCUCCCCUCCAUUCCACAGAAUCGACCCAAAGAAUCUCCCACCAUACCCUGAGGAAGGUGUCUGUGUCAGAGUCCAACGUGCUGCUGGAUGAAGAGGUCCUCACAGACCCCAAGAUCCAGGCUCUGCUGCUCACUGUCCUGGUGAGACCACUCACUCCACUCCCCUCCACCUCCAUCUCUCUCUCGCUUUCUUAACCUCCCUUUCUCUCUCUGUAUUAGUUUGUGCCUAUUUCUAACAUGCUUAUCUCUAUGCUACAGGCUACGUUGGUGAAGAAUACAACAGAUGAGUUUGACCAGAGAAUCCUCUACGAGUUUUUAGCUGAAGCUAGUGUUGUCUUCCCUAAAGUCUUUCCAGUUGUGUAAGUGUUUCAUUUCAACCCAAUAAAGUAUGUAUUUUUUCCAAUCCCCUUUAAUGUGUACACAUGCAUAAGUAACCUUCAUCCUUCAUAUCAUCUUGUGGUUUUCUCUCCAGUCAUAACCUGCUGGACUCGAAGAUCAACACCCUCCUAUCACUUUGCCAGGACCCUAACCUCCUAAACCCCAUCCAUGGCAUCGUGCAAAGUGUGGUGUACCACGAGGAGUCACCCCCCCAGUACCAGCCCUCCUACCUGCAGAGUGAGACUCCACCCACUCCUCCCUACAUACAGUUACAACUGUGGGUUCUGUAGUGAAAAUGGCCAUUUAAUACUCAUCAGUGUUUCUUCUGUUUCUCUCUCAGGCUUUGGGUUUAAUGGUCUAUGGAGAUUCGCUGGGCCCUUCUCAAAGGUGAGCAGACACAACUCAUUUGCCUCUUUAGAGUAUGGAAGGUUUAUUGUCAGUGUUUGUAAAUGGCUUUCCAUUCUGCUUGUGCCAACAGCAAACCCAGUUCCCAGACUACGCUGAGCUGAUAGUGAAGUUUCUGGAUGCUUUGAUUGACACGUAUCUGCCGGGGAUCGACGAGGAGACGAGCGAGGAGUGUCUGCGUACGCCCACGUCGCCCUACCCCCCGCCCGCCCAGAGCCAGCUCAGCAUCACAGCCAACCUCAACCUCUCCAACUCCAUGACCUCACUGGCCACCUCCCAGCACUCCCCAGGUCUGAUCACAGAUACAGUACACACACACACACGCACACACACACAAACACAUGCAGUCAGACCAAUCCAGCCGUUCUGUCUCUUGGCAGAUUUGAUUCUAAGGAAUAGCUGUGAAACUUUACAUUAGCCUUUAUCUCAAAGAAAAUAGACAUUUGAUUCAUUGACCUGUCUGCUUUUUGUCUUCAUCUUAAUAUAGUCUGGCCUGUUUAGUCUUUCCAUUUUACCAAUCAAAAGAAUCAACAUGCACUAACAAACACAAAAUUAGAGAGAAAUAUAAAUUACCCAUCCAUCCAUUUCCAACUGAAUCCAACCUCAUCUGAAAAGUUCCAUCCACUAUACAUAGUGGGUUCACCAACCUGGUCCAUGUGUAAGGCUUAUUCUCACUCAUUCUCUCUCUUUUUCUUUAACCCAUUAAAUGCAUGAUGUUCUCAAACUUUAUUAUUUAGUGUUCAUACACAUUUAAUUUCAUGUUUUUGUUCACUUUUCUUCCUCAUUUGUUGUGCUUGUUGCGGUGUAGUUUAUAGACAAUCUCCAAUUUUGUCUCAUUUGAGGUCCACCAAGGUGGUACAAUUAGAAUUAGAAACUAUUUACACUCCCCUACGUAUUUAUUUGGACAGAAGCUAAAACUUUUAAUUUGGCUCUAUACUCCAGCAAAUGUUUUAUAUGAGGUGACAGUACAGAAUGUCACCUUUUAUUUUAGGGUAUUUUCAUACAUAUCUGUUUUAUCGUUUAGAAAUGAAAGCACUUUAUGCAUCUAGUCCCCCAUUUGAAGGUGUCAUUAGUAUUUGGACAAAUUCACUUAUACUUUAUGGAUGCUACCAUGACAUAAUCAUGAAUUAAUUACAGAAAUCAUGAAUGAAUCGUGAAUAAUGAUGUGUGAGAAAGUUAUUGAUGCACUACCAAUAACAGGGGAGGUUAGUAUUUUUCUGGGGGUACUCAUUAUUAUUCACAAUUCAUUCAUGAUUUUCUGUAAUCAUGGUAGCAUCCACAUUAAUGUGUUCAGAACAUAUUCUAUUCUUAUUUAUAAUAAAAGUGACUCCAAAAUGACACUAUACAUUAUUUAGAGUCUCAAGCUUGAUGUAGUCAUUGAGUGCUAGGAAUAUGGGACCAAAUACUAAACUUUUGACUAAAUGUAAUACACCGUAAGUGAAUUUGUCCAAAUACUUAUGACACCUUCAAAUGGGGGGACUAGAUACGUAAAGUACAUUCAUUUCUAAUCGGUAAAACAGAUAUGUAUGAAAAUACCCUCAAAUAAAAGUUGACAUUCUGUACUGUCGCCUCAUACAAAACAUUUGAUCUCAAAUCCAAAAUGCUGGAGUAUAGUGUCAAAUUAAGUGUAGCUGCAAUGGGCAAAUAAUGUCUCAGCCUAUAGUUUGCACAUUCGUGGUAUGUUAUGUUAUACUGUAUGUCUAUAUACACUGCUCAAAAAAAUAAAGGGAACACUAAAAUAACACAUCCUAGAUCUGAAUGAACGAAAUAAUCUUAUUAAAUACUUUUUUCUUUACAUAGUUGAAUGUGCUGACAACAAAAUCACACAAAAAUUAUCAAUGGAAAUCAAAUUUAUCAACCCAUGGAGGUCUGGAUUUAGAGUCACCCUCAAAAUUAAAGUGGAAAACCACACUACAGGCUGAUCCAACUUUGAUGUAAUGUCCUUAAAACAAGUCAAAAUGAGGCUCAGUAGUGUGUGUGGCCUCCACGUGCCUGUAUGACCUCCCUACAAUGCCUGGGCAUGCUCCUGAUGAGGUGGCGGAUGGUCUCCUGAGGGAUCUCCUCCCAGACCUGGACUAAAGCAUCCGCCAACUCCUGGACAGUCUGUGGUGCAACGGGGCGUUGGUGGAUGGAGCGAGACAUGAUGUCCCAGAUGUGCUCAAUUGGAUUCAGGUCUGGGGAACGGGCGGGCCAGCCCAUAGCAUCAAUGCCUUCCUCUUGCAGGAACUGCUGACACACUCCAGCCACAUGAGGUCUAGCAUUGUCUUGCAUUAGGAGGAACCCAAGGCUAACCGCACCAGCAUAUGGUCUCACAAGGGGUCUGAGGAUCUCAUCUCGGUACCUAAUGGCAGUCAGGCUACCUCUGGCGAGCACAUGGAGGGCUGUGCGGCCCCCCAAAGAAAUGCCACCCCACACCAUGACUGACCCACUGCCAAACCGGUCAUGCUGGAGGAUGUUGCAGGCAGCAGAACGUUCUCCACGGCGUCUCCAGACUCUGUCACGUCUGUCACAUGUGCCCAGUGUGAACCUGCUUUCAUCUGUGAAGAGCACAGGGCGCCAGUGGCAAAUUUGCCAAUCUUGGUGUUCUCUGGCAAAUGCCAAACGUCCUGCACGGUGUUGGGCUGUAAGCACAACCCCCACCUGUGGAUGUCGGGCCCUCAUACCACCCUCAUGGAGUCUGUUUCUGACCGUUUGAGCAGACACAUGCACAUUUGUGGCCUGCUGGAGGUCAUUUUGCAGGGCUCUGGCAGUGCUCCUCCUGCUCCUCCUUGCACAAAGGUGGAGGUAGCAGUCCUGCUGCUGGGUUGUUGCCCUCCUACGGCCUCCUCCACGUCUCCUGAUGUACUGGCCUGUCUCCUGGUAGCGCCUCCAUGCUCUGGACACUACGCUGACUGACACAGCAAACCUUCUUGCCACAGCUCGCAUUGAUGUGCCAUCCUGGAUGAGCUGCACUACCUGAGCCACUUGUGUGGGUUGUAGACUCCGUCUCAUGCUACCACUAGAGUGAAAGCACCGCCAGCAUUCAAAAGUAACCAAAACAUCAGCCAGGAAGCAUAGGAACUGAGAAGUGGUCUGUGGUCACCACCUGCAAAACCAGUCCUUUAUUGGGGGUGUCUUGCUAAUUGCCUAUAAUUUCCACCUGUUGUCUAUUCCAUUUGCACAACAGCAUGUGAAAUUUGUCAAUCAGUGUUGCUUCCUAAGUGGACAGUUUGAUUUCACAGAAGUGUGAUUGACUUGGAGUUACAUUGUGUUGUUUAAGUGUUCCCUUUAUUUUUUUGAGCAGUGUACUUUUGGAAAUGUUUCAUCAUUUGUUUUAGUCUUUAAGAACAUUUGAGUAAUUCAUGCUAUGCCACUAUUUGGCAGAAAGAAUUAUCCUCUUUUGCUCCAUAUUGUACAUUUUAUUUGGAACUAAAGAGACUUAAUUAUACGGAGACUGGAGUAUUUAUACUUCUAAACCGUAUUGUCGGAGACACCUGAGAAUGCUGAAUGAACGUUUUAUUUUAUUUCUGUCACUCUUUGUUAAGUUGGGUUAUGUUCUGUUUUUGUUAAUCAUGUUGCUCUUUGUUUCCUGUCAUUCCUCUUUUUGGGUUGCCAUGGUCACUCCCUCCUGUUUCUUUCCCACUCUGUGUCUGAGAAGCUCCUCUGCCUUGCUCUAAGUCCGCCGUUUUCGCCCCAUACCUCGUCCGGCCAGGUAUUACAGCCCCUCGUCCCCAUGCUGCUCCUCACUCCCAGGCACACGGCACAGCCUCACAGAGGUGUGCGUGGGGUAGCAGAGGCCCAUCACAAAGCCCAACAACACUACUUGAGCAUUUGUGAUUAAGUCUUUGUACAUAAUGUUUCAAUGCCCAUACACCAUAUUAUGUCCUGUUUGUUCAAAACACAGAGCAAUCCUUUUGCGAUAAGUUGGAGCACUUAGGUCAGUACAUGGGUUGACUACUCCCCCUAUUGUUGGAUUUGUAUAUAACAAUGUGUAUAAAACAACAGAGAAUCCCUAUGUGGUUUUUACAGUAUUGAUAGCCACAAAGGUAGAUUGCAUAUAGUUCUUCAGGUGGAUGUCUCAAAAGCAUUAGCUUUACUGUAUAAUUAUAUAAUAGAAUAGUUUGUCAUGUAUUAGUGUGACAUAUUAUACCUAAUGGCUUGUGUUUGGUGUGUGUGUGUCCUCCGACAGGCAUCGACAAGGAGAACGUGGAGCUCUCUCCGACCACGGGUCACAGCAACAGCGGGCGCACGCGCCAUGGUUCUGCAAGCCAGGUGCAGAAACAGCGCAGUGCAGGCAGCUUCAAACGGCCCAGCAUCAAGAAGAUUGUAUGAGAGAGGCCCACCACUAGGACCCCAUACCGGGGUCGCCCACGCCAGUCAUCAUGCUGCACUUCUACUCCAACUAUCCUGUCCUAUCAAUCUCUCUCGCUCUCGCUCUCGCUCUCGCUCUCU
Molecule: messenger RNA, 14896 nt
Organism: Coregonus sp. 'balchen'
Lineage: Eukaryota; Metazoa; Chordata; Actinopteri; Salmoniformes; Salmonidae
Source: the annotation of a GenBank genome assembly